UGGUGCUUCGCUGGUCACAGGGUUUCAUGAACUGUGCCCGUGUUCCCACAAUCUCCCGAUCCACCCGCUACUACGCCUCGCCGGCUACGGCAAGCGCAGAGGGUUCAGUUUAAGGCUUUCUGGUUUCCCCAGUGUCAACACUUGGACAGAGGCAGAGCGCUGCUGCGGAGCAACGACGAUGUCGGAGCAGGAGUCUCUGAGGUGCUCCAGUGCCAGAAACCGUGGAGGCGUCCAGAGGGUCGAAGGAAAACUGCGUGCCAGUGUAGAGAAAGGGGAUUACUAUGAAGCACAUCAGAUGUACAGGACUUUAUUUUUUAGGUACAUGUCACAGGCAAAACAUGCUGAGGCCAGGGAGCUGAUGUACAAUGGCGCUCUGCUCUUCUUCAGCUAUAACCAGCAAAACAGUGCGGCAGAUCUGUCCAUGCUGGUGCUGGAAGUGUUGGAGAAAUCUGAGACGAAAGUUGUAGAUGAAAUAUUAGAAAGCCUGGCUAAGCUGUUCAGCCUGAUGGAUCGGAACUCUCCGGAGAGAGUAGCGUUUGUGUCCAGGGCCUUGAAAUGGUCCACAGGAGGGUCCGGCAAGUUGGGUCACCCAAAACUCCAUCAACUGCUAGCUGUCACCUUGUGGAAAGAGCAAAACUACAGUGAGUCUCGUUACCACUUCCUGCAUUCGUCUGACGGGGAGGGCUGCGCACAGAUGCUGGUGGAGUAUUCAGCAUCACGAGGCUUCCGCAGUGAGGUCGACAUGUUUGUGGCGCAGGCCGUCCUACAGUUCCUCUGCUUAAAGAACAAAAACAGCGCUUCUGUGGUAUUCAGCACAUACACAGAGAAACACCCGUCCAUAGAGAAGGGUCCUCCCUUCGUCCAGCCUCUACUAAACUUUAUCUGGUUUCUGCUGCUGGCAGUGGAUGGGGGUAAAUUAACGGUUUUCACAGUGUUAUGUGAACAAUAUCAACCUUCCCUGAAGAGGGACCCCAUGUAUAAUGAGUAUCUCGACAGAAUAGGACAGCUUUUCUUUGGCGUUCCACCCAAACAGUCCCCAUCGUACGGUGGUCUGCUAGGAAACCUGCUGAACAGCCUGAUGGGAUCUGGCGAGGAGGAUGACGGGGCUGAAGAAGCCCAGGAGGACAGCAGUCCCAUAGAGCUGGACUGAGUCUGCAGCCCAGGACAGUGAGAACAAACAAACACAAAAAAGAGGAGGAAGACCACCCUACCUCCCUUCGUCAUCUGACAGCAGGGAUGGGGCGAGGCUCUGGUCCGCGUUUUCAGAGACGUGCUGUUUCCAGAAACCCCCAUCCCGCCUAUCCAGUCCAAAAUCAGAAAAAGAAUCGGGCCGCCAAAACAUCACUGUCAGCACUGCCUGGACUGACUGCGCCAAACUGCAAACUCUUCCCGUGUUGAAUUAUUGUUAAGAUUAUAUUAUUUUAUUUUAAUCAUUAUUUUUGCUAGGUUGGGACUCUUGCUCUGUGUUUAGGAUUUAUGUUUUUUCUUUUUUUUUUUUUUUAACCAACAAAUAACCAACUGUCCUCUCCCUGUGAAAACCUGCUCCCAAGAGAUGGGAGUCUCCCAGCAGAGAGGAUGGCAUCCCAAGUUAAACCCCUCUGCAUAGUGCUAAUUACAUCAUUGUAAGAGGGUUUAGUCAACUCACUACAAAUAUCCGACUGUUUUGUUUGUCAUACAGCCGCACAGAGCCACACACCAUCAGAGCCAUUGUGUUGCUGUUGGUACUUUUCAGCAACUUAUUCCGUUAAGAGUUUCUUCUGUCAUUAGUAAAUUAAAUUGUACUUGUAGCGAAGGCUGAAUUUGAGUUUCCCAUCUCUAAUUUGUCCAUUGGCUUUAUGGACAAAAAAAGACAUCAGAGCUCUGCUGAAGUUAUUACCAGAGCUCAUCUUGCACCUUGAAUUUCAACCAACAAAACUUUUCUGCUCAGUGUCACCUCUAUUGGUCAUAGUGGUGGCUGUCAUUUUUUUUUAAAUUCAAGUGAAUUACUACAAACAUAGAGCUGUCUGUAUACAAAUAGCUCCAGUGCAGAGGUCUCACUUUUUAACGUGCACCUGCUGAACUGCUGCUGAGCGUGAUUGCACUGUCUCCAAGAGAAAUUGUGUUGGAACAUCCAGUUAUGGCCUUGUAACAGUUGCCAGAGGUCAGAAAAUUUUUUUGGCAAUGAGGUAUUUGAAGCAAUUAGGGUCUGUAAAGUGAUCUUGAGAUGAGUGGAGCCAAAGGAGACACUGUGAAAACCUGUCUGUUGGAGUGAAUCUUGCUUUGCAUGUUACAAAUACUAAUAUUUAAACCUGCCGCUUACCUUACUAUUUCUGGCUUAGUUUUUUGUCUCUUUUUCUGUUCUCCACUCUAUUUAUGUUAAAUGGUUCCUCUUGGAGGUGGAUCAGUAGUCCCUCAUUAGUUCAGCCUGUGCACAGUACAAUAGUUGCUCUUUAUCAGUGUUAACUUCAUGGGCCCUCAGAGAACACAAUUACUGCCCCCUGACCGCUUUCUUUUCUUUGCUCACAUCAUUCAAUCUUCAGUCUUCAUUCAGCUUCGUCUUGUCCUUGUAGUGACAUUCAAUCAGUCCAGGUCUUGUCAGUUUGCUGUUCAAGUUUUUUUUUUUCUGCUGUGCUCCAGAUAAUCUAGAGGGGUCAAAUUGCUCCCGUGAAGUCAAAAUUUUGAUUAAAUACUAGGAAACUAGGAAUGUGCACAGGUAUUCCAAUGUAGAGUAGUGAUUAUUUACUUCUGUGUAAUUAUCUGUGUGGGACUUUGGAAGUCCAAAAUGGCCAAUAUUAAAUAAAGCUGUUAUGAAAUCAAUAAUCACAUGAAUCAGUUGAGUAAAAUGUAAAUAUGAACCAAUACAAUGUAAGAUAAUUCACUACAUUAUUUAAAACUAAUUAGAUUUUUGGUUAGUGUUAUUUUAACCUUUUUUUUAAUUCUCAUGAAUAAUGCAUGAAAUUAAAUAAAUAAGGAACUCCAGGAUAAAAAUAAGAUUGCUUAAAAAACUAUUUCAUGAUAAUUGUUUUAAUAAUUUUUAGAAUAAUGCUACAGGUUAAUAUUUUACUUUUAUUUCAGAAUUUGUGAUUUAUUUAUUUAAUAUUGGUCAUUUUGGCAUUCCACACAGGACUGGCUGGCUCAAUGUCUUAGUGCUACAGAAGGACGGGUAGAAUAGUGUCGAGUUGUCAGUGUACAUGCUCCACUGUGAUUGCAUCUAUCUAAUGUUGUUGUUGAAGGUGCAACAAAGAGACCAGUGAUGUGGCAGUCAAAGAUUUAGUUAACAGCAGUGGUCAUCAGACACCGGGGGAAAAUAAAAAAAAUCUUCACUUCCUGCAAACAAUUAUUCAAAUGACUCAACUUUAGCAGAAUUUUGGUCAAAUGUUUAAGUCAUGAAAAGUCCCAAUCCAGAAUCAGGAUUCUCUCUGGUGACCAGCUCUUCCUGCAGGCCUCUCUGUUACACCACUGAGGUCGGCCAUCCAGAACGGAUAUUCAGGCAAAACUGACUCUUAGGUUCCUCAACAACAGUACAGAUUUUCCAAAGAGAUCAACAAACUAAACAGUAUAGCAAAACAUGCUCUCCUACCCACAUCACACCAGUUUUUCUUAUGCAGUGUCAACUGUCAUAGCUUCAUUUUGCUUGACAUGUCAGGUGCAGAAAGAACAAAACUUUUGGAGAUUUUUCUUUUUUAGCUACCCUGAAAGUCAGUUUUGUCAGGAUUCUCCUUUAAUUAUCUGGCAGUAAAAAAGGUGUGUGACUUAAGGCCUACUGUGUGUGUGUGACAGUGAACAUCAUCACAGCUUUUGUAUUUGACAAUGUUUUCCUUUGAGAACUAAAGGGGGGUGUUUGCCUUUUCAAUGAUUCACUAAUUGAGUAAAUAAACUACAAUUGAGAACAAAUUGAAAAAAAAAAAACGCUGUCCUGUGCAUUUUUGAAAAUUUCAUAAUGGAGUCUAUUAAAAAGCUGAUACAUGGGGCACUAGUAAAGAAAACCCAAA
This is a messenger RNA of Xiphias gladius (swordfish), 3971 nucleotides long. It is a transcript of the gene get4, whose product is annotated as guided entry of tail-anchored proteins factor 4. Gene Ontology annotation, biological process: protein insertion into ER membrane. Gene Ontology annotation, molecular function: protein binding. The record is from RefSeq and is a predicted model, not a curated record. The transcript has 9 exons. Gene Ontology annotation, cellular component: BAT3 complex; cytosol. Bases 179 to 1150 code for a protein of 323 amino acids. NCBI's taxonomy places the organism in Eukaryota, Metazoa, Chordata, Actinopteri, Istiophoriformes, Xiphiidae.